This is a messenger RNA of Boeremia exigua, 1847 nucleotides long. RefSeq names its product mannan endo-1,4-beta-mannosidase-like protein. NCBI's taxonomy places the organism in Eukaryota, Fungi, Ascomycota, Dothideomycetes, Pleosporales, Didymellaceae. The record is from RefSeq and is a predicted model, not a curated record. Gene Ontology annotation, biological process: substituted mannan metabolic process. The coding region runs from base 361 to 1752 and encodes 463 amino acids. Gene Ontology annotation, molecular function: carbohydrate binding; mannan endo-1,4-beta-mannosidase activity. The transcript is spliced from 3 exons.
UCAAGUUCAAUUAACCCAAAGAAGCGUUCAGUAUAGAAUCAUUUUCGCCAAGCGGCGACGCACCCCUGCCACCGCACCCCUCUAAUUUGUAUAUAUUAACGAAGGUCACGCCGGAACCGGCCGCCACUUCUUCGCCUACUUUAAAACGUUUCAAUUAUCUCCGAGUGGUAAACAGCCUUGCACGCUAUACCGUUCCCCGGAUUCGGUGCCCGCUUCCCACAGUACCUGCAGCCCUUCAUUUUCACUGAGGCGGAGCACGUCGGCCGUGGCGGAUUUGGCAUAAUGAAACCCAAGAUAUAAACCGAACACAUUGGGUCAGGGAAGGGUAGUGGACAACAACAGCUCACUACUAUCAUCGAGAUGUUCGUCACUAAAUUGGCAGGUCUCGUCGGCCUUCUCGCUGGCUUCACGGCCGCACAGACGACCACACUGCAAGCUGAAUCCGCAACAUUGUCAGGUGUCACCGUUGCCACCGCAGUCGCUGGCUUCACUGGCACUGGCUACGUCGAGGGCUUCGACGAAGGCACCGACAAGAUAACCUUCACCGUCCCCGCCACAACCUCCCAGCUCUACGACCUCAAGCUCGUCUACAACGGCCCCUACGGCGACAAGUACACCUACGUCGUCCUCAACAGUGCCGGCGGCUCCCAGGUCUCGCUGCCCGCCACCACGACAUGGACCACCGUCUCCGCGGGCCAGGUGCUGCUCAACGCCGGCUCCAACACCAUUGAGAUCCAGAACAACUGGGGCUGGUACCUCAUCGACUCCAUCAUCCUGUCGCCCAGCCCCAAGCGCCCCGCGCACAAGAUCUCGACGCAGCCCGUGUCGCCCAACGCCAACGCCGACGCAAAGGCCCUGCUCAAGUACAUCGCGUCCAUCUACGGCAAGAACAUCCUCUCCGGCCAGCAGGACCAGGCCAGUCUGGACUGGGUCACGGCGAACGUGGGCAAGACGCCUGCCAUCCUCGGCGUCGAUCUGAUGGACUACACCGAGUCGCGCACGUCGCGCGGCGCGGUGUCGACCGACGUCGACAAGGCGAUUGCGUUCAGCAAGAAGGGCGGCAUUGUCACGUUCGUGUGGCACUGGGGUGCGCCGACGGGGCUGUACGACACCGCGGCGCAGCCGUGGUGGAGCGGGUUCUACACGGCGGCGACGGAUUUCAACAUCGAGACGGCGCUGAAGGACACUACAAACGCCAACUACACCCUCCUGAUCAAAGACAUCGACACCAUCGCCGUGCAGCUCAAGAAACUGCAGGACAACGGCGUCCCCGUGCUGUUCCGCCCGCUGCACGAAGCCGAGGGGAAAUGGUUCUGGUGGGGUGCCAAGGGCCCCGAGCCCGCGAAGAAGCUGUGGAAGAUUGUGUUUGACCGCUUGAACCGCGUGCACAAGCUGCAGAACCUUAUUUGGGUGUGGAACAGCGUUGCUGCCGACUGGUACCCGGGCAACUCGGUCGUCGAUAUCGUGUCUGCGGAUACGUAUGCGCAGGGCGACCAUGGGCCGAUCAGUGCGACGUAUAACAACUUGUUGACGCUGACGGGCGAUACGAAGAUCAUUGCUGCGGCGGAGAUUGGCAGCGUUAUGGAGCCCAGCCAGCUCAAGGCGUAUCAGGCGGACUGGGCGUGGUUUGUGGUCUGGACUGGCGAAUACAUCAGUGGCGGAGCGUGGAACAGCCUGGAGUUGCUGAAGAGGGUGUACAAUGAUGCGUAUGUGCUUACGCUGGACGAGAUUCAAGGAUGGCGGAAGACUUAAGGCAUAGCACGGGUACGGGCUCGCACUUAAGGUCAGAGAAGCAGAAGCAUGUUUUCAUUCCGUCAUGUAUAUCGUUGAGCUCUACAAAAGAAACG